AAAUCCGAACUUUUGCACUCAGCAAAUUUGAUAGCAUCUCCGUGUACCAAGAUCGCACGAAACGUGAUCUGACGAAUCCGGCAUUUUUCUUAAAGAGAUACUAUUCCAACACAAACAUAUCUACAAGUCAAACGAAUGGCGUUCUUUUUGUACUUUACGUAUAUUUUGUCAAGUUUUUUGGCUGGAAUAUUUGUCUAUUACUUCAUAAAUCGAUCGAAGAAAAGUUCUUCAACAUUAGGCAGGUGUUCUUCGUCAGAUAUUUACACAAGCAUUAAAAAAUUAUUGCCUUUGGACCAAAAUUAUUGGAAUUUAAAGUAUGUGGAAGAUGGAUUAAGAGUUUGGCAAAGUUGUUAUUACAACAAUUGUUUUGCAACAUCUGCGAUGCUCCCUGCUUCUUUGAAGACUGCAAAGGACAUUUUAACUGAACCUUCGUUAAUCAAUGAGUGGAAUAUAAAGAUUAAGUUUAUAUCAAGAACAGACAUUUCUAGUGGUGGGGCGAGUAGCAGUACUGAUGUCAUUUCAGUGACUGAAUCAUUGCAAGGUUUUAGUAAAUUUCUUACAGCUCAGUCAAAGACUAUUUCACGAACUUGGAACUUUGAAGAAAAUGUUGCUUUUUGGCUGCAUACAUCAACUAUUGAUCCCAAAUCCACUGAUUCUUACUUCACUUUGUUUAUGGUUUUUCCUAUUAAAGAGAAAGAAGAGCAAUGUCAAGUCUUUGUUGUAACUGAAACAAUUUCACAACUUGAUCCUUCAAAUCUGACUUCUAGUGUAGCUGGACUACGAGAUUUUGUUAUUCAAAGAUGCACAGGUGUUUUACUUCCAGGAGCAGUUAAGGAUAUGAAAGAUGGUAAUAUUGCCAAGAAUGAAGAAAAAGGAGAUGUUUCAGAAGAUAUUGUUGAAAAUGUUGAUGUCAAGAAUUCCAGUUUCUCGUCUGAGGAAGUUUUUGAUGAGAUGGGAGUUUAUUUUUUUCCAGACAAAGAUUUUCAGUCCAAGUAUAAACCAUCAAUUGAUGUUGGGUUGAAGACACUUUUGGAAUAUUAUUAUGCCAAAGCUAACCAAGAUGGCUGGAAUUUCUUUGGAAAUAUGAAAAAUGUGGAAAUCAUGAAGAAGCCAGCCAGUCCGGGUUUUAGCAUUUGGGAUUGUUCAAAAGGAACUACGGAAAUCAACGUCCCCGUCCAUUAUCUUAUGGCUUACCUUGACGACUUAAACAGGACAGUCGAAUACGAUGAUAUGUUCGAAAGAGGUCAUGUCGUCGAACAUGUUGGUGAUCUAACAAAGAUCGUAUAUAUAGAGUAUAGGGGUAUUUGGCCUGUUAGUAAUCGAGAUUUCUGUUCCUAUUCUGCGACGCGAGUUUUGAAGAACAACAUUGUGGUCUACUUUGCUUCACAUGUAAAACAUCCUUCAUGCCCGGCAAACAAGAAAAUAGUGAGAGGAAAGAUUUUGAUCGGAGGUUAUGUCAUGGAAAUCAUAAGUGAAAAUCCUCCACGUAUCAAGACUUCCUAUAUCACUCAUGUUGAUCUAGAAGGUAGUGUUCCAUCGCGAAUUGUCAAUAAGAUUACCGCUAGUCAACCGGCCUCCGUCGGACUUGUCAAGAAAUUUGUUGAGAAAAUGUAUGAAGAUGAAGUUGACAACCCAAACAGACCUGCGUCAAAGUUUAAAAUGGAUGCCUUAGUACUUAAAGAAAAACUUGAACGUGCUAAGGAACAACUUACUAAAAGAUCCACGGACCAACCAAGUACGACUUCUAAAGAACCACCAGAAGUGAUGUCAUCUCCUGCGCCACCUGUACCACUGGUCAACGGUGAUGUACAUCCUGAAUCUUACACACAGUCUCUUACAGUUUCUGAUGAAUCCAGGUUGUCUCCCUCUAUCAACGGAACAUACGUUGAUCAAGUUGGCUUGGAGUACAAAACCAUCGGUAAUCAAGCUUGUGCAGCCUUGUUACAGGAGUCAUUUGAAGUAACGGAGGUGGAUAUAUCCAAACCAAAUUCAUCAAAUGUCCCUGACCAAUGGCGAUUUCAGGAGACAGAGAGGAAUGUGCUCGUUUUUAGAAAAAUUCAUAAGAGUGAGAAAAUGCACAGUUUCGCUGGUAAAGGUUUGAUUGCUUGUCCGCCACCUAAAGUAUGGGAGAUUUUAUGUAAUCCUCAGUUGACCUCUCGCUACAACAACAUGCUGAAGGAAACACGAAUCCUUGAACGUUUGAGUGAAACGCAAACCAUAGAAUAUAUUUAUUUUCAAACGGAAAAGUGUUUCCAAAAACAUUCAAGAGAUUUUGUUCUUCUUAAGACCACUCGAAAAGAGAAAGACAAGUAUGUGUUGUCAUAUGUAUCUGUUGACUACCCUAAUGCUCCUCCAUCGAAAAAAGAUGCGAAACGCGGCAAAAUUAUUUAUUCUGGAUGGGUGAUCGAACCCAUCCUUCAUAACGGUCAGUUAUAUUCAACGGUUACCUACAUGGCACAGGUGAAUCCAGGCGGUAGUUAUCCGGCAAUGAUUAUCAAUGCUGUUUCGCAAAAACAACCGCUCUGUGUUUUCUACUUACGGAGGAUGAUAGAGAAUCCAAAUGAUAAUUUCACUCAAUCAGUUGAUGUCAUGGGCAAAACUUAAGUUGGAGCGUUCAAUGAAUUUUGCUGGUGUUCCUUUGACGUCCAAAUCAUUCAACAUCAUAUGACAAAUAAAUUCAAACAUGUAUGUUUGGUAUGCCAAAUUUUAUCAUUAAUUUAUUCAUUACAAAGUCUUAAUUGUUCAAUAUUGUAUAUACAAAAAAUUGCCAUAUAUUGAAUUUAUUAUCAUAAUUUCACAUAUAUUAACAACUGUGAUGUCGGGAGGCUUUAAUAUUAAUUCUUUCGUCGUUACUUAAACGUAUUUCUGAUCUUUAUUUUGUCAGGUUACGAUCUGACCUCGUAAUUUGACGAAUAUCAAAAAUUUUAACAUCGAAUCGUAAAUACACAAUUGUACUUUGCA
This is a messenger RNA of Xenia sp. Carnegie-2017, 2961 nucleotides long. RefSeq lists its product as uncharacterized. Gene Ontology annotation, molecular function: lipid binding. The coding region runs from base 136 to 2604 and encodes 822 amino acids. Lineage: Eukaryota; Metazoa; Cnidaria; Anthozoa; Malacalcyonacea; Xeniidae. The record is from RefSeq and is a predicted model, not a curated record. The transcript has 24 exons.